GAUUCUAAAACACAUGUUAGUCAAAACAAAAUCAAGGAAUGAAUUGAUCGAAACUUUUAGUAAUUUUAUUAUUUUCAAAUUUAUUUUCAUCUUGAAGGGAUUGAAUCAAUUAUCUAGAUACAUCAAAUUACCUUUUAGAAUUAAAUUUGCUUAUCAAAUCAACAAUUUCAUCAAUCUUCACACCUCUUAUAAUAACUAAUAGAGUUUUCAAUUGGUUUAUAACCAAAAAAAGGUUUUGUUUACUACCUAUAUAUGUGACAGCUAUGGUCGUUUGUAACCAUAAUCCCUUAUGGUUGCUGAUAUUACUAGCUACUAAAUUUAUAGAUUACUCUUCAUCUGGAAAAUAUCCGAGAGUAGCUGGAGGAGAUCAAGUGAGAUCCAAGGAAGCACCUUAUGUGGCUUUGUCCCUACAUCCUGAGAUCCGUUGCACGGCAGUGAUAGUAUCAGAGGAGUGGGUGCUUGGAGCUGCUCACUGCUACUUCAACCACGACACAGAGGUGUCUCCUCGCGACAUCAACAUUGUCACUGGCAUCGUAGACCUCAACAACCAGACUGAUCUCAUUCACAGACAAGAGCGGAGGGCAUCCCGGAUCAUUGUGCACUCUCAGUUCAAAGAAAAGAAACUGGGCCAAAACGACGUAGCUCUGGUCCAGCUGGAAAGCCCUCUCCACUUCGACAACCAUACCCAGGCUAUCCCGCUUAGUGAGGCCCCCUUCCCCCGCCACCAAUGGAAGCUGUGCACAGUGGUGGGGUGGGGCGACACUGAGGAGAAUGUGACAGCCACCCAUCUGGUGAAGCUGGACGUGAGCGCGAGUCACUCGAGGGACGCAUGCCAUGGCUUGAGCGACGCACAGCUUGCUUCACUCAUCUGUGUGCCCGAACAGGUGAACGGGGGAGGCUUGUGUGACGGCGAUUCUGGGGGGCCGUUGGUAUGUGAUGGGAAACUAGUGGGCAUAUCGCACCAGGUGUACAAAGAGAUCUUCUCAGACAAGGACAGCCUGAGCCUGGAGUGUGGCAUGCAAGACAUGGUUCACACUUUCAUGUUCAUGUGCAAGUACCUGCCUUGGAUGAAGAACUACAUCGACCAGACUCCUGAUCCUCCGCACAGCUGUUUUGUGGCCAUGAAAGGCAAUACAUGACGACAGCAGAUUAUAUUUGAAAUAUUAAGCUUGUAAGAGAAUGGACAUGAAUAAAAUAUUCAGAAAAGAAAACGAACAUGAAUAAGAACAGCGUUCUCAUAUUUUUCCAUCCUGUAUUCUCAAAGGUAUUCCUGUAUUGGGCAUUACCAGCAAUAAUGAAUAAAUUUUUACAAUAAUAACCUUCUCCUGAUUCAAUUAGUAGGUCAAUGAGUAACUAGAAUCUUUACAUAUAUUUUUGGAGAAUUCAUCUUCCAGUAAAAGAUGGAAAGGAAAUUGGCUUAGAACAUGGAUGGAGGGAUACUAAAUAAAUACAAAAUCAUACAAAAUAGAAAAAUAUUUUAAUUUUUUUAUUUUAUAUAAUUAUAAUAUUUACAACAUACACACUUAUUUUAUUCACGAUAGAAAUUAUAUUUAUUAUGGUAGAACAGUAUUGUUGUUUUAUGGUACUUGUUCUCUUCAUAGAGUAUUGUUCAUACUUGGUAUACAACGUUUCAUGAGAAUGGUAUAUUGCAGGAAAUAUAAUGAACUCCAUCGAUCAACAUUCGAAUAAACUUUUCACCGGGAUUACCAGUUCUAAUAUUGUAAAUUUUUGUCAAUAAAUAUUGAGAAUAUUGUCAUAGGCUAUUGAGGAUAUCAAUUGAUCUUUCCUGAGAGAGAAUCAAUAAAAACUCUGAUGUCUUGAAAUGAGAUUGGAACUCACAAUUUAACAUAACCAAUGAUAAUUUUGUGAAAAUCUUACCUCUAUUAUCUUGUUGAAUAAAUUAUUCAUUGAUGAUCUAAUAUUGUCAUCUCUACAUCAUAAUAUAUCUCUCACAGAGCUGAUUCGCAAGUUAAAUAUGAUAUGGAGUGAUGGUGAAGUAGGACAUCACUGAAGUAAUUUUGUAAAGAUUAUGUUCUGAUUCAAUAUUGAAUUGGUAACAAUACAUUAUUACAUUUUCAAAAACAUAAUUGAACAAAAAAUCAACAACACAUUCAAGAUAAUGUUGAGCAGAUUUUAGAGAGAAAAUAAUCUGGUUGUUAAGGCUUGAAUAUUGGAAAUUAACACAAGAUACAAUAACUUUAUAUGAUGAAAGAUUCAGAUAGAUUUUUUAAUUAAUGCGUUAAAUUGAUAUUUUUACAAUUUGUACUUAUUUACUUGAGCUGUGUCUUAACAGCGAAACUUCGGCCUGCCAGAUGAAAUAAGAAUUUAUGGCAGCUUUGAAAUUUACUGUUCAACUGUAAAAGGAGAGAAAAGUUAUCUCGGUCAUUAUGAUGUUCAUAGAACAAUAAAUUACAAAUUUUGAAAAUAAUUGCUAGGGACAGUUUGUUCUGCUUUUCGAUUUUUGAGAUAAUACUUAACUUAUAUUCAGGUCAAUUUAUUUUUCAGAUUUCUAUUUGCUCAAAGUGUAAAUAACAUGGCUAAAAGUUAUAAAGUAGGCUACAGACAUAAGUAGGUAGGUACUCAAAACACUGGAAGAAUCAUAAAAGUAAAUAGGCCUAAAUCUCUCAUUGUCCAUUAUAUUAGUUACAUUUAGAACACAGAUAUUGCAUAGAAAACAAGCGAUUCCUUCAACUACACAAUAUGAAACAACAUAUUUUGUAGAACAAGAGUACCUAAGCCAUUCCUGUCAUGAGCUGUUUUUCACUUUUCUUCAUUUUUACUUUUUUUAGUGAUUUUUGUUCAUUUUUAUCCAAUUAGGCUACAUAUUUUUCAUUAAUGUAGAAAUAUAUAUAAUACAGUAGUUUUUCCUACUUUGAGAAACAAUACCUAUCGUACAGAAUUAAGAAGAAAUCACUGCACUAGUGAUAUUUUAAGUACUUCUUUCCAAACUUCGUUUCUUGCUUGAACACCACUCUCAAUCAAUUUUUUCCAUCUGGCUUCGACGUUUUUGAGCUAACAUACACUUCUCUAUACAUACACAACCUCAAUUAAAACACACUAUCUACAAGUUUAGUUAUCAAAAA
This is a messenger RNA of Nilaparvata lugens (brown planthopper), 3083 nucleotides long. Its product is annotated as anionic trypsin-2. Lineage: Eukaryota; Metazoa; Arthropoda; Insecta; Hemiptera; Delphacidae. Gene Ontology annotation, molecular function: serine-type endopeptidase activity. Gene Ontology annotation, biological process: proteolysis. Bases 264 to 1139 code for a protein of 291 amino acids. The transcript is spliced from 4 exons. The record is from RefSeq and is a predicted model, not a curated record.